Molecule: messenger RNA, 2343 nt
Organism: Caenorhabditis briggsae
Lineage: Eukaryota; Metazoa; Nematoda; Chromadorea; Rhabditida; Rhabditidae
Exons: 7
Coding region: 1-2343 (780 amino acids)
Cellular component (GO): Cul2-RING ubiquitin ligase complex
Molecular function (GO): protein binding
Source: RefSeq, a predicted model, not a curated record
AUGCUGAUUCCGUCACUUCUGGAACUUUCCGCUAGCGCUGUAUCCUCUGCUAUUAUAAAUGGCACUCCUCCUGCUGAAAACACCGUACUGCUUCCAGAAGUCUCCAACCUAAUAUUCGAAAAAUUUGUUCAGAAUUUCGAAGUCCUAGUCACCCGAAGACAAGCCAAAGACAUUUGCACAAGUCUCAACAUAUCAAAAAUCGAUUUAAGACACAAAGUUUUGAGGCGAAUCGAUUUUUGGAUUAUUCGAAAUCAAAAUUUGAUCUCCCUGGCACUUGGAGAUUUGUCCGGUUUGGAAACUUUCACUAUAGAUCGUGAGGAUUUUUUAAAAAUAAUAAAAAAUUUGGAAGAAAAAUUUUUUCCAGACUCUGAAUAUUUCAUAAAAAUUCAUCCGAUGCUCCAACGUCUUCUGAAUUCUGAAUCUCAGAAAAAUCUGAUGCAUUUGGAUAUUAGUGGAUUUGAAGGAACAUUUACACCGAAAUGGAUUUGUCGAACCACCAAAAUGCUGCCAUCUCUCAAAAAUUUGAUCAUUUCUGGAAGAAAAAUUCACAAUCGAGAAAUCCGAAAAAUUGGAAAACAUUUACCGAAUCUUCAAUUUUUGGAAAUUUCGAAUACUGGAAUAACGAGAAUUGAUGGAAUUUCGAAAUUGAAGAAACUGGAAAUUCUGGGAAUCGGAGGAUUGAAUUCUGAAGAUUCUGGAGUUUUAAUGGAACUUUUUGAGUUGAAGAAUUUGAGAGUUUUGGAUUUGUCUAGAAAAAAUUGUGUCUGUUGCGAAAAAACGCAACUCCUGAACCAAUACCUCUCCUGUAACAAAAUUCUUCCAAAUCUGGAAUUUAUCGAUUGCUCAGGAACCCUGUGUACCAAUGAAUCUGUCUGGAAACUUGCCAAAUCUCAUCCACGUCUUCGAAAAAUCUCAAUAAUAGAAACUGAAGCAACGUUAUCUGAAAUUCCGAAUUUGGAAAUUAUGAGUUUAGCGAAUUUGAGCUCCUGUGUGAAAUGUCUAAAAUGGUACAAGACACAAAUCAACUACCCCAUUACUGCAUCGAUUUUGAGAGAGAUUCGAAACUUUUUGGACGCGGAUUAUUCGAUUUUCAAAGAAUCUGAAAUUCGAGGGUGCUUUGAAGUGGUCUGUGAAACAAUUGAAACAUUUCCAGACGGGCAAUCGAUUCAUCGAUUGAUUGCUGACGUUCUUUAUCAAAUGAUAAGAAAUGGCCGAAUCUAUCCACUCUCAGUACCCCAACGUCACGAUAUGGUGCAUCAUCUGCUAAAUAUUUUGGAUUUUUGGCAAAAUUGGUAUGGAGACGUGGAACAAACAAAAACCGUUGAACUCGUUUGGGCCUGCCUGACUGACGAAAUUUUUCUGACGACUCCAAAUUUGAAUCUCCGCCAAAUUUUUGAAGUGGCACUAGAGAAUGUAUUGUUUUCUGAAAUUGUAAAAGAAAAUUGUCUGAUUUCAAUGGUGAAAUCUCUUCAUUUUAUGGAUUCCAAGGGAAAAGAGCAAAUUUUGAAAGAUUCGGAUUACUGUAGAAAAGUACUCAACCUUUUACAUUCGCUGUAUACUCGAGGAAAAGCGAAAAUGUACAAAUUGGUGUUCAAAUUGAUAAAUAAAGCGGAUUUUGAGGAUUUUGUGAGAGCCGGAGGGAUUACUGUACUUUGUCGGCAUUUGAAAAAAUAUAGUUUUUGUAAAAGUUUGAAGUUUUUGAUCAAAUUGGCAACCAGGAUUCCCGAAUCGGAAGUGACAAGAAGCGAAUUUUUCAAAUGGGAAAAUUUGGGAAAACUUGUACGAUUCUUCAAAGUGUGCAAGAAGCGAAAUUCCAAAAAUCUGCCCAUGAUCAAGCACAAAACCUACCUGAUUUCUUCACUUUUUUCAAUAAUUCUGGCAUCGGUGAAUUCUGAAAAUCGUCAAUUUUUUGAAAAUCACGAAAAAAUGCUGAAAUCUGAAAUUGAGAAUUUCGCUCCAAAUUCAAUGUUUCCUUAUAAACUGAGCACUUUUCGGCACAUUUUUGAAAAUUCGAAAUUCGAUGGACCCGUUUUAUGGGCACUUUACACUAUUCAAGUUGGACGAGAACAUGAUGAAUUUCCAAUUUAUCGAAAUUUGAAAGGAUUGGACAGGAUUUUGAGAAAUUUAGAGAUGAGCAAUGGGAAUAAGGAGAUUCGAGAAAAGGCAAUGGUGACGAGAGAAGUGGUGGUUGAUGGAACGAAUUAUACAGCAGCUGAACCACAAUUUGUAAUUGUCUAUCAAAAAGGAGGAAAGACCACCGAGGAUCAAUUGUUUGGAAUUCCGCGAGAACGUUCGUCGUUCGCAGACUUUUUGUCAUUGAUGAGAGAUACUGUACCGCUUUAG